Molecule: messenger RNA, 715 nt
Organism: Coprinopsis cinerea okayama7#130
Lineage: Eukaryota; Fungi; Basidiomycota; Agaricomycetes; Agaricales; Psathyrellaceae
Product: vacuolar transporter chaperone 1
Exons: 4
Coding region: 81-458 (125 amino acids)
Cellular component (GO): vacuolar transporter chaperone complex; fungal-type vacuole membrane
Source: RefSeq, a predicted model, not a curated record
UAAAGCACUCGUAAUUGGCGCACGACGCCCCCUUUUUCUUUCUCCCUUCUCCCACAAACACAACUCCCGCCGACGCAACAAUGUCCACUCAACCGCUCCUCCAACGCACAGCGACAAAACGUAUCGCACUCCCAAUCCGUGUCGAGCCAAAGGUUUCCUUCGCCAACGAGCGCACGUUCCUCUCAUGGCUGCACUUUACUGUCGUUCUCGGGGGAUUGGCAGUGGGGCUGCUCAAUUUUGGCGAUAAAGUGGGGAAAAUUAGCGCUGCUAUGUUCUCUGUUGUCGCAAUGGGCAUCAUGGUUUACGCUCUCUACACAUAUCACUGGCGCGCAGCGUCAAUAAGACGAGGUGGACGAGGUCCCUACGACGAUAGACUAGGACCGACGGUUCUUUGCGUGGCAUUGCUCAUCGCCAUCAUCGUCAACUUUAUCCUCCGCUUUACUCAACCCGAGAAUUGAUUGGAGCCAGAGUUCGUUUCUUCGGGGAAGGCCUCCAUCGUUCGGAUUCAUUCAGGGAGGUGGGCCGAACACUAUCAUUGUUUUCUCGAAACUCCCUUUCGAGUCGUAUCUUUAAUGUUGGACGUUUGGUGGAUUCAAUCCUCUAUCACAUGUACUUGUGUUCUCCCUUCACAUGCCAUGUAUCAGUCAGUCUUUUGACCAUUUGCUUUCGUUCAUGCUAUAUAUUGCCCACAAUUAUAUAUGUCGACCCUUACAGA